Molecule: messenger RNA, 321 nt
Organism: Talaromyces stipitatus ATCC 10500
Lineage: Eukaryota; Fungi; Ascomycota; Eurotiomycetes; Eurotiales; Trichocomaceae
Exons: 2
Coding region: 1-321 (106 amino acids)
Source: RefSeq, a predicted model, not a curated record
AUGGAGCUUUCGUUUCGUGAUUUUGUCCAACGCUAUGACCGACCAAUUUUUCAGCUGUCGGGCGGUGGUGCGCCGAUGCCAAUCACGGGCUUGAGACCGCGUCAGUUAGGGCCGCUGGAAAGUUUUGAAGAUGUUCACGAACGACGGUGGUUGAGCGACGCACCAGGGCACGCUAUCCCGCAUCAGGACCGACUCCCAGCAAUCCGCCAGAUCGGGUCUGCCGCUAAACCGGUUAUGGCUAGCGCUAGUCCCAGGAUGGUGAUCCCGGAGGGCAAGCCGAAUCCGGCCGCGCCGGUACAAAUCGACAAUCUACUCUUCUAG